ACGAAGCAUAAUAACAUGCAUCCAUAUACAAAAGUGUUUUUUGGUCGCUUGUUGGCUUUCUUCAUCUUUCUGUAUGGUGGAGCUGCCAUCUUUUUGUUGAUUGAGAAAGGGGAAGAAACGGAGCAUCCCAUUAUUGGGAUACAKCGAAUUUACACCGAAAUGAACCUKACCAACCAAAGUGUGAUUCAGGAAAGAGACUUUUUCGAAGUUGUAUACAAAGCUUCAAAUUUAGUGUGCAAGAAACAACGACCAGGAUGGAGUUACUUGGAUUGCCUCAACUACGGCAUCCACAUUAUGACGACGAUUGGUUAUGGAACCAUUACACCUAACACWCAACUCGGCCAAGUGGUGACCAUUAUCUAUGCUCUCAUUGGAAUACCGCUGACCUUACUCACAAUGCGGGCGAUGGCUUAUAAUUACAACCAGUUGAUUCGMAAAAUUCUUUCUAAAUGCUUCACUAAAGACCGUGAAAAGGAUAUGGAGCURAAAGUUGUGAUUGUGAAUAUGUUAGUGACUGUGCUGUAUGUGCUUAUAUCAGCAGUGGUUUCCAUGGGUGUUGAUGGAUAUAAUUACAUCCAAGGUGUUUAUGUUUGGUUCAUCACUAUCACCACAGUAGGSCUGGGUGAUUUUGUACCCAAAAAUAGUCAUGCCGACCAGGCUUACAAUCUCCUGAUUGGUCUCUGCUUCAUGUCAGGAACAAUCGACGCAAUGGUAACRUAUUUUGAUUCAAAUAAAGAAAAAGAUUCAUCGUUAAGGAGAAGACUCUUCAAGUGUUGUCUGUGUUGCGGAACCAGGAAAUUAGACUUCCAACAGGAAGAUAAUGUAGAAAUGGAAAACGUUGACGGCCCCAAAGACGUUGGWACGCAGACAGAUGAGUUCAGUAACUAUGGUUUUCAAAACAGUGCUUUCAAUGUUAUAGGACAUUAAAYUAACAAACUACAGCAGCUCCAAUCGAGAGAGGUUUUGAACUGUUACUGCUCACAUGAAACUUAUUACUGUGUCAUGCGCUUGGAUUCGGAUUAAAAUGAUAUAAAAAGAAGGGAUGUAGGAGUCCAUGCUUGUGAGAAAGGAUUGCACUUAGCAAACAUUAAGAUUGUAUUUUUUAUAUUUAAUGUGUAAAUGAAUUCUGUUGUACGUUUCUAAUAGUCCAAGUACACCUAAGAACCUUUGCCCUAUUUUCUCACAUACGAAAAAAAUUCGCCAUCUUUGCUUUUUGAACCAAUAAGAAAGCAACUUUCAACAAGACAUCACUUUGUAUAACAAAGCCCAAACGAUCGUAGGCCUUUUAAAGAAUGUAAGUUGUGAGAUUUGACGACCUGGUAGCUAAAUUUCCAUGGCAACUAUGACGACGAGGUUACUAUAGCAAUUUCUGCGACUACACAGCACUUGAGUGAGUAAUCAAAGCCUUACUAAYGUGAGUCUCCUGCAAAGCACUAUGGAUAAUUUUAGUCCUUUCAUCGUAGCACAAAAUGUAUACUGCGCAUGCGAUGAUUAAUAUUAAUGUAAAUAGGCCUCCAGCAGCGAUGAUUGACAGGACUUUUGCAGACAUUUGUCCCAAUGGUUCAAGGGAUUUGGGUAWUAUAUCGUCAUUUCUUGUUCUUUGUUGGUUCUUCUGUCGAAAUGAUUUUCUUGUGUGAAGAAAUUUCCAGYGUUUACCUGCGUGAAGACAAGACUGAGUAUCUUAUUGCGAAGACGACGGAAUGUAGGUUAUUUACAUAUCAAUAUUAAUUAUAUCAAUUAUAUAUAUAACAAGAAAACAAGCCGUUKGCAUGUAUAUAUUGGAAUAAUAAAUCACUACUAAAACUCAUCAAAUUCCA
Exaiptasia diaphana is the source of this 1817-nucleotide messenger RNA. Its product is annotated as potassium channel subfamily K member 15-like. NCBI's taxonomy places the organism in Eukaryota, Metazoa, Cnidaria, Anthozoa, Actiniaria, Aiptasiidae. Gene Ontology annotation, biological process: stabilization of membrane potential; potassium ion transmembrane transport. The transcript has 2 exons. The record is from RefSeq and is a predicted model, not a curated record. Gene Ontology annotation, molecular function: potassium ion leak channel activity. Bases 16 to 927 code for a protein of 303 amino acids. Gene Ontology annotation, cellular component: membrane.